AUGUUCGUAACCGUUCGCAAUGGCCCUGACGACGCGCCACAGCCGAUGGCAGUUCCACUCUCUCACUUCUCUGCACCACCAGGCAUGGCAGUCGCACAACACGGCCCCGCACGUCGCGUCGUUGUCGCACAGCCUCCCUUCGCCACGCAAGCCGCGUAUGCAAACCCUAACGACACGACGAAAACUCUUGACGAACGGUUUCGCGCUCUAUCCGCCCAGCGCAGUCAAAGCGUCCGUCGUGCGGAGGCAAAAGCGCGCCAAGCCGAAGCACGGCAAUCGGCUCUAGCUGCGCAGCGGAAAGUAUCUUCUGCCGCCGCUCCUUCCGCUCCCCCGUCCGCUUCCGCGCGUGCAGGCGGAAAGCAAACAGGGGGAGGCGGGAGCACCCGCCCCAGCAGCACUGCAGCGAACGGGUCUAAAUCGAGGAGCAAACCCGCAGCUGCCACGUCAUCGGCGAAAAAGCCCGCCGCGGCCGCAGCGGUACCAGCAACCCCGCCCAUACAGUCGCGUCUCACCUUUCCCGGCGGGGCUGGCGCCGUGAAGGGGAAGGCAGGAGCUGCGGGGGGUGCAACUGGUGCAGGCUCGGUUCACUCUCGCUUGACGUUUCCUGGUAACCAGGGGGUUCAGGUCCCGCCGAACCUGCGCUUUGCCGUGGGGUCCGGGGGCGCAGUUGCGGGGAGGGGGAGGGGUGCGCGCGGGCGGGGAGCAGCGGGAGUUGGCAGGGGGGGAAUUGUUGCGGGAAGGCGUGGGGGUGCGGUUGUUGCGGCGGCGGGUGUGAGGACGCGCGCUACUGCUGCGAGGACUGCGUUUGGGGCGACCAUGUUCGGAUUGGGACCUAGAGGCUUGGUUCCUCGUGUGUUUCAAACCUGGCAGUCUCUAGAAGACGGCACGCCCGUUGUGCACGCCCGUUGUGCACGGUUCUGCGUGCCGUCGGAGGUGGUGGAGACGAUGAAGAAGCAACAUUCGAGGUUUUACGUGUUUCGAGAGGUGGUGGAGACAAUGAAGAAGCAGGAGGAGGCUGUCACCCGGUUUGGUGCUGCUGGUGCAGGGUUCUACGUGCCGCCGGAGGUGGUGGAGACGAUGAAGAAGCAGGAGGAGGCCGUCAGUCGCCAGGUGCUGCGCGCUGCCAAGGCCAUGUGCGAGCAGUUCAAGGUAUCAGCCGAGGCGGACGUGAUAGAGGGCGAGCCCAGGGAGUCCAUCUGUGAUGCCGUGGAGCAGCUGGGCGUGCAGCUGCUGGUGAUUGGCAGCCAUGGCUACGGUACCGUGAAGAGGGCGUUCCUGGGCAGUGUGAGCGACUACUGUGUGCAUCAUGCUGCUUGCCCUGUGGUCGUGGUUCGUAAGGUGUAA
Molecule: messenger RNA, 1344 nt
Organism: Closterium sp. NIES-65
Lineage: Eukaryota; Viridiplantae; Streptophyta; Zygnematophyceae; Desmidiales; Closteriaceae
Source: the annotation of a GenBank genome assembly